Molecule: messenger RNA, 885 nt
Organism: Venustampulla echinocandica
Lineage: Eukaryota; Fungi; Ascomycota; Leotiomycetes; Helotiales; Pleuroascaceae
Exons: 2
Coding region: 1-885 (294 amino acids)
Source: RefSeq, a predicted model, not a curated record
AUGCCUCCAUCAUCAUCAACAUCAUUAUCUGGCGCAUCAACACCCCUUGGCGAUCCCCCUACGAGCCCUCUUCCAACAACGGAGCCCUCCCCUAAUUCCAAUGCAUCGAGCACCAAACCUCCCGGGGAUCCUUCGCGCCGCCAAUCGAUCUGGACUCGCACCCACCUCACGACCGAGAUUACACUAGAGCAUGCUGAUAUUCCCAUAAUAGCGUGUUGUUUCGUAUCAGGACUAUGUGACUCUUCCUCUUACAAUGCUUGGAACUGUUUCGUUUCCAUGCAAACUGGCAACACCAUCUUUCUCGCGUUGGGGGCGUCUGGGCAGCCAAUAUCUCGUCCAUACGGCUGGCUCAGGUCCCUAACCUCCAUAGCCUUCUUCCUCCUUGGCUGCCUGUUCUUCGCAUGGUCUCGAUUCAUACGUCCUAAAACACGUGGGACUCUCGCCGCGUCGUUCUUCCUACAGAGUGUGUGUAUCGUAAUAGCCGCUGCUCUUGUCGAGUGCGAUAUUGUGCCUUCGCCGCAUGGUCUUGUUCCGAGCGAUGCACUCGAUUUUAUGGAAUUGGUACCUCUAGCGUUCCUUGCCUUUCAAUCUGGAGGGCAGAUUGUAACCUCUCGAAUCCUCGGUUUCAAUGAGGUCCCUACAACUGUCUUAACAAGCGUUUACUGCGAUAUCGCCAGUGACCCCAGGAUAUUGGCCCGAGAUAACGUGAAACGCAACCGAAGAGUUGCGGCGGUGGUCUGUAUCCUGAUUGGGGGUAUUGCUGGAGGUUGGAUUAGUAGGAGCGCGGCCGGGUUGUCUACGAACUUUUGGAUUGCGGCUGCCAUCAAAAUGGGAAUUGGGUUGGGUUGGUUGGUAUGGAAGCCAAAACCAAUGAUAGCACUAUGA